Molecule: messenger RNA, 4170 nt
Organism: Sporothrix brasiliensis 5110
Lineage: Eukaryota; Fungi; Ascomycota; Sordariomycetes; Ophiostomatales; Ophiostomataceae
Exons: 4
Coding region: 1-4170 (1389 amino acids)
Biological process (GO): positive regulation of transcription elongation by RNA polymerase II; transcription elongation by RNA polymerase II; protein phosphorylation
Cellular component (GO): cyclin/CDK positive transcription elongation factor complex; nucleus
Molecular function (GO): ATP binding; cyclin-dependent protein serine/threonine kinase activity; RNA polymerase II CTD heptapeptide repeat kinase activity
Source: RefSeq, a predicted model, not a curated record
AUGGUGACUUUGCAUUUCCAUCGCCAUCGAGAUGUGGAAAUGCCAGGAGACAGCCGCAACCCCGGCCACGCAUUCCCAACACACGACACCGGCUCCAGAGAAGAUGCUCAACGAGGCAUGACGUCGAACGGACCAAUACAUUCGCCGCCUCGUGCUGUCGUUGCUCAUCGGUCACGCGAGGAGGGCGACAGAGAGAGAGAGCCCAGACAGCCGCAGCAGCAGCAGCAGCAAAAGCAGCCAGACCAGCAGCAGCAGUCCAGAGGAGGUAGAGGCGGCGGCGGCGGCGGCGGCGGCGGCGACCGAGACAGGCGUGAGGGCCGGGACAGCAGAGACGAUCGGGACGAUCGAGACGGGCGCGGAGGCCGUGAAGACCGUGGCGAGAAGGACAGCAAUCGCAAAUCAAGAAAGUCGAGCGGCAGCAUUGGAAACGACGGCCAGAACCGGAAUCGGCGGUCGCGUGAGCGCAGCCGAAGCCGAAACAGACACGACGACGACGCGCGGCUGUCAUCGCGACGAGACCGAGAACGCGACAGAGAACGCGACAGAGACCGGGGACGAGACCGGGAACGACAUCGGGGCCGAGACGCGGACCGACGACAAGCAUCGACGGCGGGAUUAGACCCGGCAUCGACAGCAGCCACAGACGAACCGCAUCGAGGACGGCGCCGCGACUCACGCAGCGGCUACCAAAAGCCAAGCAGCAGCGGCGGCAACAGUCAUCCAGGCACGGGGAAACGGCCUCGGAGCCCGAGCGUGUCGUUUGGCUUUGGCGACGCUUCUGGUGGCCGCGGUAACGGUGCUUCUGCAGGCGGCGGCAGUGGUACACAGGCAAAGCGCUCUCGACGAGACAGGAGUCCCUAUUGGCAACCACCACACUCGCAUAGCGGUGGGCGCCCUCGCUCGCGCUCCCCAAACUCGCAUUACUCCCAACAACACCGUCAAGGUUCACGGCGUUAUUCGUCCCGAUCACCACCCCUAGCGUCAUUGUCAACGUCACGGCGCGACCGCCGCUCGAGAAACAAGAACAAGGUACGGAGCGGAGCCGGUGCCGGCGCACCUACUGGCACUGGUGCUCACGGCAACGACCAUCGGCCCCCCCGGCUGUCGAAUCAACAGCUGCCCGCUGCCGAUCGACGCGACCGCUCGCGCUCGCACUCGCGCUCGCCAGUUGUCCUAGACGAUACGGCGUCUCGCAGAGAUCAAACUCCCGAAGACCUCGACGCCGUCGACCUUGUGCCGACCGGCACACCUCCCCCGGAAGAACAGCAACAACGUCACCGCAGACCAUCCUUCACUUCAACGCGGUCUGGCGGAUCAAUCAAAGUGCGAGAGCCGGUACGGGAACGAGAACGGGAACCGAGCAAGGACCGGGCUCGAGACCGUGAAGACGAACGCGACCAAAGCCGAGAACGGGGACCAGAGAGGGAACGAACCAGAGACAGAGACAGAGACAGGGGCCGGGAGCGUGAUCGUGAUCGAGACCGCAGCCGCUACCACGACCGCCACCGCGAUCGCGAUCGAGACCGCCACGCGCGCUCGCCCCACGCCAGCAAGAAACGCAGUAGGAGACGGGACCGUUCUCGCGAAUCCUACGUGUCCAACGCGGCAUCCAACAGCCCCAGGUCUCCCACUGACGACGAUAUGGCCGCGCGUGGUGGGAGCUUCCGGGGCGCCGCAGGCCACGGCCCAUACUCCGUGAAGAACCCCCAACAGCAACACUACAGCAACCAAUCGCCGCACCAGCAGCGCGACCAGCAAUACCCCCAUCCUCCCUCAUACUCUCAGUCCGGACAUGGCACUCCACACUCUUCGUUCCACGGCUCUGCGCCACCCCAAUCGCCGUACGGCAGUAGUCAGGGAUGGGCCCCAGCUCACGAACAAUACUCGCCUCAAGGGCAAUUCCCGCCACAAUCACUACAACCGCACGACUACUCCCCUAACGGCACUUCCUUCCAACAGGCCAACUCCCCUCCUACCUAUCAGGGUAACCACUACGGGCCUGGAAGGGGCGACCACCGUGGAGACAGCGACUACAACGGACAGUGGCCCACAGGGCAGAAUGCCGACGGCGGCUAUCAACACGCAGCGCCCGCAAAUGUGUCUCCCCACCCAGGAGGGCACCAGCGCCACUCCAAUCACCAGCACGGCAGCCACGGACAGGCAGCGCAUUACGAGGGCGAUGAUGUCCCGAUGCAAGAUACGGAGGGCAUACCGUACGAUCAGGGGCAGCCUUUAGACGACGGCAGCAUCGCGGGUCGACCUGACCGCGGUCGGAGGGAGUCCCGUCAGCCGAUGGCCGACGCCCAGAUGCCUCCGCCCAGUCGACAACCACCCACGGGUCCUCAGGGGUCCAAGUUCAGCUUCGCCUUCAAAGCCGCAUCGAAGAAUCACGUCGCUGCUCCCAAGGCGGAGAUUGCCCAGAAGCUUAGUGCCGCUCCCAGACAACCGCUGCAACAAUCGCCACAACAAGGCCAGCAGCAGCAACAGCAACCACAACAGCAGCAACAGCAGCGACAUUCUCACCAGGAUGGCGGUCGUGACGAUGGAAACAAGAGGGAUUUGCCACCCCGCAACGCACCGACUGAACCGGCGUCCUCGCGGGCUCGGUUCGAGCAGCAGCAACGGCAGCGUGGCGAUCAGAACCGCCCUCAACAACAACAGCAGCAACAGCCGCAAUCCCGUCCUGGCCCGCGCUAUCGCAAGGUCAAGCAGAUCAUCCGCCACCCCAAACCACGACCGACACUGCCCGAGGACCUGGCUGCGUCCGACUCGGUCUACUACCGCAAGCCGGGCAACGAGUCAGUCGUUGGAUCUGGUACGUACGGAAAAGUGUUCAAGGCGGUCCACGUCUACACGAAGAAACUCGUUGCCCUCAAACGCAUUCGCAUGGAAGGCGAGCGUGAGGGCCUUCCCGUGACGGCCAUCCGUGAGAUCAAGCUGCUGCAGAGCCUGAAGCACAUCAACGUCGUCGAGCUGCAGGAGGUGAUGGUGGAGAAGAACGACUGCUUCAUGGUUUUCGAGUACCUCUCCCACGAUCUCAACGGCCUGCUCAACCACCCGACGUUCAAGCUGGAUGAUGGCCAGAAGAAGCACAUGGCCCUACAGUUGUUCCAAGGCCUCGACUACCUACACCGCCGCGGUGUUUUGCACCGUGAUAUCAAGGCCGCCAACAUUCUCGUCAGCAGCGACGGUAUCCUCAAGCUGGCCGAUUUUGGCCUGGCCCGCUUCUUUGCCAAGCGCCAUCAGCUCGACUAUUCGAACCGCGUCAUCACCAUUUGGUACCGGCCGCCCGAGCUGCUCCUGGGCGAGACACAAUACGGCCCGGCCGUCGACAUCUGGAGCGCCGCUUGUGUCAUGGUCGAGAUCUUCACGCAAGCCCCCAUCUUCCCGGGUGGCGGCGGCGAGAUCAGCCAGCUGUCCAAGAUCUACCACAUACUGGGCACGCCAACAAAAAGCGAAUGGCCCGGGCUGACCGAAAUGCCUUGGUUCGAGCUCAUGCGGCCCACCUAUCGACUGGCGAACGUCUUUGCCGAAACGUACCAGCACCGCGUCACGCCUGCCGCAUUUGACAUCCUCUCGGCCAUGUUCCGCUACAAUCCAGCCAACCGACCGUCCGCUGCGGAGGUCCUCGACCAUCCCUACUUCACCCAGGAACAGCCACCGGCGCGUCAAGCCAUUGAAUUGGCGGACAUUGGCGGUGAUUGGCACGAGUUCGAGUCCAAGGCUCUCCGGCGCCAGAACGAACGCAACGCAAAAGAGGCCCGUAAAGCAGCAGCUCAAGCUAUCGCAUCCGCAUCUGCCUCUGCCGACCCGGCCGCUGCUCCAGCACCAGCAAUUUCUGAUGCAAUCGUUUCCAGCGACAAACACGAGACGAAGAAGCGACCGCCUACUACGGCGUCGGAGGUCGACGGCAACGGCGGAGCCGGUAGUGCAGACCAGCGGGAGGCCAAGCGCCAGCAUAUUGAAGCACCAAAGCCCAAUAUUGGUGCCGAACAAGAUACAUUGCCAGUGGCUAAAGCUGAGGUUGCCUCGGCCAUAGUUGCUGCAAUCUCAGAAGCCACAUCGUCCUCCAUGCCCAUCCCUGACGUGCCGACGCAGCCGAAACAGACUCCGGCGUUCCCACCGGAGGACGCGAACAAAGACCGAACCGGAGCCUAUCCAGGGCGUUAG